Molecule: messenger RNA, 1842 nt
Organism: Amphimedon queenslandica
Lineage: Eukaryota; Metazoa; Porifera; Demospongiae; Haplosclerida; Niphatidae
Exons: 3
Source: RefSeq, a predicted model, not a curated record
AAGUCAAAAUUCGGCCAUAGAUAUACGACUGUUAGAGGGAUUGGAGACUGGUCACGUGAGCGCAUUACUACUACACUCACCAUCCGCGUUUGUGUUAAGUAUAUUCAUAGUCACGCCUUUUCUUUGACCUUGUGCUAUUUCAAUGGAGGAAGAGCAGAACCAACAGUACAUUUUUGUGGGACUAUUGUAUUAGUUUGGAAGCUUAAUACAGACAGGUCUGCAAAUGGAAGGAUAAAACUGAGGUUUUUGUUUAAAAGAAUCAUGAAUAUAGGAGAUAUGAUGCUUCAAAGGCACUUAUAGGACACAAAUUUUAAUUAUCUGUCAAUAUCAUUAUAUUAUUGUAGUAUUCAAUGCUUAUUUGUAGACCUUAUAGCAUUUGGAGUAGUUUCUUGAAAGGAUCAUGAUAGCUGCCAUUGUGAAGGGGUGUGACUUAAGGCAAACACGGAUGGUAGGCACUAAUUGUGCUAAUUGCCAAGAGUCUCCAAUCCCUCUAACAGUCGUAUAUCUAUGAUGCUAGCAACAUAAAAAUUAGUCUAGGGAUAGAUGCUAGUCUCUCCUACUUCCUUUGAUAUAAAUAAUGACGUUAGUGACACCACUGCUGGAAUGACAGGUCUCAAAAAGACAGCUCUUGCUCAAAGACAGCCUCCGUUGCUAGAUGCAAAUGUCAACUAGCAUCCGUAUCCUAGCGAUGUAUACGGAGAUGCCCCGUUUCCAAUCCCUCUGUACUCAUAUUAUCUAUGACUGACCACACCCAUAUAGGCACAAAAUAUAAACUAUAAACUGCACAGCAGCCACAGCUUUUUUAGGCGGGAUUGUGAUUUGUGAGGAAGAAGAAGUUGAAGAAAAGGAGACAGAGGAGCUGAAGAAGAACCGCUGCCACGUGAUCGGAGGAGCUAAAACGCAUUCACUGUUUCAGACCUCGAAGGUGUAAAUUGGCUCUUAAGAAGCUUAUGAGUUAAACUAGUCUCGUGCCUAGAGCUAAACCUACCUGUUGGAAGUUGUAGCUAAGCCAUUCUUUUCUUUAUUUCUCUUCUCUUUUUACCAAUAAUGGCGAACCAGAUUAGCAAGAAAUGGCCAAGCAUAAUGGAAAAGAGAAAGGACACUUCAAGCACAGGACCUAUCACUUCUACAGCCUCUGAAGUAUCGCUUAGAUUUGACUACCAGUUAGAGCGUACUAGAUCUAACAGUGAUAGUACUGAUAAUGAAGAAAUACCUGCGGUCGGCUACCCACCAGCAGGCGAUGUACAUGUAUCUGGUGACAAGGUUUCACUUGAAGAGGGUGAGAGAUGGAGGAAAGAAGAGAUGUCUGACAAGGAAGAGAGCACAGAGGAAAGAAGAAAUGAAAAGAAGAGGCUUAAUCGAAACGAAGAAGGCCUGCAGGAGGGAGAAUUAGAAGAGAAGUUGUCUAAGAAGUUAAAAACGGAGGAAGUUCAAGAAAAAGAAAAGGCAGUCGAAGUUCAAAAUGAAGCGAAUCAUUCUGAUUCUGAUGCCACUGAUAUUGCGUUAACGGUCAUGGACUACACUGAUGAUUUUUAUAAAGGUAGGCAUAACACAUCCAAUAAAGCCAACAGUAUGUGGUGUAGUCCAGAGGUGGACUCUCCAGCUGCUAAUGAGAUAAGAGCAUCAGGUAGUGAAGAGAAUGAAAACGGCUCUUCUGAUGCAAGCGAUGAAGGAAUUAGCCAACCCGUCACCAACAGUAUAAACGACAUUACCGACCGUACAAACUACAUUGCCGACAGUGAUCCUGAAGAACCCCAAGCUUCUUCAAUAAUGUUAAAUAUUGGUUUAGUGUAUUGUGUACAUAACUGGGACGCAAGUCCUGCUGAAACCAUGUGUGCACAU